Messenger RNA from Arabidopsis thaliana (thale cress), 995 nucleotides. It is a transcript of the gene ARPN, whose product is annotated as plantacyanin. Gene Ontology annotation, molecular function: electron transfer activity. Lineage: Eukaryota; Viridiplantae; Streptophyta; Magnoliopsida; Brassicales; Brassicaceae. The record is from RefSeq and is marked reviewed. The coding region runs from base 275 to 664 and encodes 129 amino acids. The transcript has 2 exons.
UAACAAUGUCAAAACCAAACUCUUAUCUUCAAUAAUGAGACAAAAGAAACCGAAGUUAAGUCUAUAAUCAAUUUCUACAUAGACAAUGUGGCCAAAAAUAAUAAAUGAACAUAUAUCAUGGGUUGUUGAGACACCCAAUUUAAUAAAAUAAAAACAUUGAAUGUCUUAUUUUCUUCUUCUUUAAAAACCCUUUGUACAUUUACUCUUCAAUUCAUCCUCAUUUACUCUCUAUAGUUUCUCUCUCUUUCUCUAAACUUUCACCUAAGAUCGAUCAAUGGCCAAGGGAAGAGGCAGUGCAUCAUGGUCGGCUCGAGCCAUAGUGACUCUCAUGGCUGUGUCAGUGUUGUUGCUUCAAGCUGACUACGUUCAAGCUGCAACGUACACGGUCGGUGACUCUGGUAUCUGGACCUUUAACGCUGUGGGUUGGCCUAAAGGCAAACACUUUAGAGCCGGCGACGUUCUUGUGUUUAACUAUAAUCCGAGGAUGCACAACGUAGUGAAGGUAGAUAGCGGAAGUUACAACAACUGCAAAACACCGACAGGGGCAAAACCUUACACUUCAGGCAAAGAUCGUAUAACUUUGUCUAAAGGACAAAACUUUUUCAUCUGCAAUUUUCCAAACCAUUGCGAAAGCGAUAUGAAAAUCGCAGUCACCGCGGUUUGAUCGAACAUCUAGCAAUGAAAAUAGUUUGAUAACUUGUUAUGUUCUUAAGAAACUAUUGAAGUAUGCAAUAAAACUCGUAUCAAAACUUUUUUUGUUUUUCUUAUGUUUUCUGAAAAGUAUCCGGUGCGGUCUCUCUAGAGAACCAGAGUCGGUUUUGUAGUUUGGAAGAUUCAAACGGACCUCUUAUUAUAUUUAUUAUAAUAUAGUUAUAAAAAUAUAUUUCAAAAAAUAUAUAUACUGAAAAUGAUAUAAAGAAAAAAGAAUGAGGUUGCCAACCAUAAUAAUGAAAAAAACAGAAAUGGAAGUUUAAUUUUGGGGAAAAUUCCCAAAA